This is a messenger RNA of Dermatophagoides pteronyssinus (European house dust mite), 1213 nucleotides long. RefSeq lists its product as uncharacterized. Gene Ontology annotation, cellular component: nucleus. The record is from RefSeq and is a predicted model, not a curated record. NCBI's taxonomy places the organism in Eukaryota, Metazoa, Arthropoda, Arachnida, Sarcoptiformes, Pyroglyphidae. Gene Ontology annotation, molecular function: mRNA binding; RNA 7-methylguanosine cap binding.
UCUAUAUCUCAUAACAGAAAUGAGGUCUCUCUUUUACACAAAAACAUGUCAUUAUUGUGAAUGUGGAAUAAUAUUGGAUUGUUUAUCGAAAAUAUAAUAUGGAUAAUGUUGAUUAUCAACAAGAAUUAUGUCUAGCAUUGAAUCUAUCAACAAAUGAAUUGACAAAAUCGUAUUCAAUCUGGCGUUUUAAUGUAUUACAUGUUCGUGGUUUGGAUGCAUUAACAUCGGAAGAUGUUUAUGAAUAUUUUCAACGUAAACCACAUUCAAUUGAAUGGUUAUCAAAUAUUAGCUGUAAUGUUACAUUUGGUUGUAUUAAUGAAGCAUUCGAAUCAUUAAUAUCGAUAGCUAAAGCAAUCAUUAUACAUAAAAAUGAUAUUGAAUGGCGUGACAAUUCAUUGGGUGUUAAAGGAGCAGAUAAUCUUAAUCUAAAAGUUGAACUUUCCGAUUCACUAGAGAUUCCUGUACCGCCUAAUUAUCGUUAUGUAAUGGGUGAGAAACAUCCAAAAGCUAAAACUAUUUUGAUACGUUUUGCAACGAUUAAUGAUCGUAAAAAUAAUCAACAAUUACCAGAUACCGCAAAUGAACCACAGCAAAUAAUAGCAGCUCGACCAUCAUCGCCAACGAAUUUAUCGUCGAAUGUUCCAUUGCGAAGAGUCAAACGGAAUACUGAUGAACAGAUGAUGGACAUCUCCACGCCUGAAGAUAUCGUUAACAAUUCAAUGGAAUCCAGACGACGUCAACAACAACAACGUCGUCGUCGUUCUAUGCCACCAAUUCGUAUGCGAAUGCGAGCUGAUGAGGAAGAGGAACGAAUACGACAACAACGUCAACGUCAACAACAACUGCAACGAUCAUCAAAUGAUUUACGUUCACGAUUAUCAUCGAAUCGAUCGUUUUCAUCAUCAAGAAUUGGUGAUCGAAUUCAACCAUCAUUAUCAUCAAAUAAUCGUAUAAUGAAAGCCAAACGAACCGAUUCAAUAUGGCGUCGAACUAUUGAUGAUACGAUUAAAAAUCGUAUGCGAUCAGUAGCAUUGGAUGCUAAAACGGGCAAAAAAUAUACUGGACAAAAUCGAAAUGUUGGCGAUUUACGUACCAAACUAAAUGAACCGAUCAUACGUGUACAGGUUACCUAUGAUGACGAGGAAAUACGCUUUUAAUUUUAUUAUCUUUGUCUUUAUUUUAUUAUUUUUUUUGAAUAAAUUUUCAUAAUCUA